Larimichthys crocea (large yellow croaker) is the source of this 2020-nucleotide messenger RNA. Its product is annotated as myelin basic protein. Lineage: Eukaryota; Metazoa; Chordata; Actinopteri; Sciaenidae. The transcript is spliced from 7 exons. The record is from RefSeq and is a predicted model, not a curated record. The coding region runs from base 31 to 396 and encodes 121 amino acids. Gene Ontology annotation, molecular function: structural constituent of myelin sheath.
UACAUACUAGCAACCACUACUACUACAACCAUGGCAUCUGCAAGCAGCUCUGCACAGGCCGCCUUCGGGCUGGGUCGGAGGAAGAAGAACCCCGGCGUCCUGGAUCAAAUUGGAAAGUUCUUUGGAGGGGACAAGAAGAGGAAGAGCAAGGGAUCUUUCCGAGGUGCUCUCUCUCCAGGCCCUCAGAAAGCCUCUGCGACUUCCCCACGUAAGCGUGGAGCAGAAAACGCUGUGGUCCAUUUCUUCCGCACGAUCGUGUCCCCUGCCCCUCCCAAGUCUAGGUGGAGAGGACUAGCAGCCAAGAUAGGCCUGGGUGACCAGAAGUCACAGUCAGCUAAAGCCAAGAAGGCCAGUGGGGACGGCAAAGGCUCCCUGACUAGGAUCUUCAAAAUGUGAUGAUAUCAGCGGCAGAGGAAGCAGGAGUGCUUCUCCAGCCAAACGCUGAGGUCCCUUUCUACAACCCCUUCCAACAGCACGAGGGCAGAUGUUCAAGAACACGGGACUGAAGUGGGGAAAAAGAGGAAGAAAAGGAGGAAAUCUUGUCACCCCUUAAACUCCCCCCUCACCCUUUGAUAAUACUCUAAUGUACGCUAAAUCCCUCAUCUCCCUUAUUAUCACCCCCCCACCCCUUUUGGCUGGUAGAUAGCGACACAAUCUGUUGCCCCCCCCUCCCUGCAUGCUUUGUGCUGAGUCUGUGCAGUCAUCAUCAUUGGUGUGAACUGUUUGCUGAAUUUGAUCCUGAAGCCGCUCACAUGUGCAGCCUGAAUGACCCCCCCUGACCCCCUGCCCUGGCUCUCUUUACUUGUGCUUGAGUUUCUCUGGUUGUCUUCGUCGAUUUCUCUAACAAAAAAAAAUAAAUAAACGGGGCGGCUAAACUGAAGCAUACCCGGAGCAGUUGAAGGUUUACGGCCGGUGCAAGUCCGACUGACUUGACCGUCAUUGCCGCUUGCUGAUUGGACGAAAAGACCGGGUCGUUUCUGUUUUAGUAAAAGAGCGGUUUUCUGUCUUGUCAAACUGUCUUUGUCAGUCCCUCGAACCUUUUUCUGUGAGCUCAAACACUUGAGUUUGAGUUCUGUUUUGUGAUAGAUUUAACUGUUUUGACAUUUUUAUGAGAGCCAUUUUAGUCACAGUGUGUUUUCAUUCAACCCUUUGUGUCUUAGCUGUACUUAAGUGUCCUGUCGUGAAUGUCAUGUUGAUCUAUGUUUGUCGUUAGGGCCUAAAGGCUGGCUGUGGAUUUUGUGGUAAAAAAUGUAAUUUCUAAACCUUCUAAAUCAAUUUUAAGCAACAGUCACUGGAAAGAAACAGAUACAUUAGUCUUUCCUAAUGUAUCAUUUCUUUUUCAGUCCAUGAGAUAAUGACAUACACUAACGUUCCUCUAAAUUCUUUCGUAGCGCACUGUUUUCCACCAUUAAAAACUGCCAGACUCUGAAUCUGAAUCCGAAGCGUGAUGCUGGUGCUGCAGCAUGAUGCCAGAUCCAGACCUCUCUUCUUUGCUUUACUGUAGUCUAGGUCUCUUCUUUCUUUGUCUCUCUCCGUUUCUAUCUUCUGCGCAGCAGCACACAUACUGUAAAUUCGCAAAAAAACUGUCUCUUUCUUCCAUCCUGACUACCAAAAAACGAUGUGCCGUGUUUUUUUCCCCCCGUCUCGUGGAUCAUUUAAAAACACAAACACAAUUUCAAAAAGGUGCUCUGUAACUAACUUGAAGUUUUCUGAAAUACAUAUAUAUAUAUAUUAAAAAAAAGGUCAGCACAGCCACUCGUGCUGUUCAAAAACAUCCAUUUUCCAAAAGUGUUUAAAAAAAAGAAGAAGAAAAAAGCAGGCAUGUGUGACAUGUAAGCGUUCAUCUUUCCCACUGUUUGUGUGUGCUUGAGCCUUGUGAGUGCUGUGUGGUGUGUGUUUUUUUUUCUGAAUGGAUCCUGUGGAUGAAUGUAAAGAUCCUCUUCAUUAUUGUAUGUGUAAUAAAACAUGACCAGCCACUUAACUGAGAAUAAAAAAAAUAAAAAUCAUAAAACCACCUCUA